Molecule: messenger RNA, 1122 nt
Organism: Anthostomella pinea
Lineage: Eukaryota; Fungi; Ascomycota; Sordariomycetes; Xylariales; Xylariaceae
Source: the annotation of a GenBank genome assembly
AUGCGCAGCGCGGCCAUGCAGCCAGCGUUGACCGCGCUCCGGCGGCCCCUGGCCUCCCUCGCCCGCACUAGCCUGUCGGCAUCAAAACAAGCCUUUAGGGGCCCUUCUGCGAAUGCUGUCCGCAGAGCCACCACCGUCUCUGCCAGUCACUUCGGGUCGCCGAGCGGCUUGGGAUCUCAGUCAAUCGAGCCAGGUGUGAUCCUGAAGGGCUACUCCGGCCGGGAGUACACUGUCGAGAAUGUUCUGCAGGACAGACAAGACCGCCAGGUCUACCUCGCCAGGGCGGAUGAGAAGAUGUUCGUGCUGAAGAGCCUGUUCGCACACGAAUACAACUAUGCUCUCCCCUUGCAACUCAGAUUCGGCCGAUCUCCUUAUCUGAGAGCACUGCGGGACACCGUCCCCGACCAGAAAAUGUUCGUCAACGAGUACCUGACGGACCAUCUGCUCAACUUUGCUUUCAAGGAUCUGUCCUUGGGAGUGCACAAGCGGAUUCUCCGCGACACCCUUCGAGGUCUCGCUGCGCUGCAUGCUCAGAACAUUGCCCACUUGGAUAUAAAAGCAAAUAACAUCAUGCUGGACUACCAUGAGACGCCUCAGGGUAUUGUCGUUGAUCGGGUGCAGCUGUCCGAUUUGGAAGAUUCGACUCUUAUCCCCCCGGGUCAGGCACUCCGUGGCAUGCAGGUUGGCAAUCAAUACUGGCGCAGUCCGGAGGCCCAUGUCCAAGGCGCAGUCGGCAAGCCAUCCGACAUUUUCUCAAUGGCCAUUGUGUUCAUCUUCAUGCGCCUCCGAAGCGUCAUCUUCUUGGCCGACAACGCCCAGAAGAUGGACCCCACCAGCGACAUCCUGACAAGUCAGAUGUCGUAUUUCGCCGAGUGGAAGGACUUCCGCGGCUUCCUCGACUACCUCGGCUCGAAGCAUCCGUGGGCCGGCGACUUUCGUCGCAUGGCCAACUCGUUCAACGAGGACAACCCGAGGCGGCCAUUUGCUGUCUGGAAGAGCGACCUCUUGGACGACGAGUUCAAGGACUUGAUCGGCAAGAUGACGAACUUCGAUCCGCAAAAGAGGAUCACGGCCCAAGAGGCCUUGGAGCACCCGUGGUUCAUCGGUGCCACUGAAUCUUAA